Molecule: messenger RNA, 771 nt
Organism: Naegleria gruberi
Lineage: Eukaryota; Heterolobosea; Eutetramitea; Acrasida; Naegleriidae
Exons: 1
Coding region: 1-771 (256 amino acids)
Source: RefSeq, a predicted model, not a curated record
AUGCCAUUAAACAAUACCUUGCCAAGUUUUGAUGAAUUUAUCCAAAACACCUUUGCAAAUAAUUUGGUCAACCCAACUGUUUUAUAUCACCACCAAAAUAAUAACCAACCGGGAUUCACACAUGUUAAUCCAGCUACAGCAGCAGUAUCAACAAGCAGUAACAGACAAUUAUACAUACCAUCUUCUGUCACUGAGCAAACAUCAGUUGGCCAGAUGAAACAAUCAUUGAAGAGAACAUCCCCUGUUGAUGAGUUUAACCGGCUAAAUGCAGAAAUUGAGAGACAACAAUCUGAAAUUUCUCGUCUUGUGCAAGAGAACGUACUUCUCAAAAGGAAGAAGAGAAAGGUAGAUACUCAAUCAAACAGCACUCAACCAACAAAUAGUCCACAACCAAGUCAUACUUCUAGUAGAGCCAGCAGUUCACCAAUUGAGUUUACUGUUAUAGCAGAAUCAUCACUGAGUCAUAACAAGCAAGAUAUUGUGAUGAGCAAUGUCAAUGACUAUUCUGUUGUUUGGAAUGGAGCCACUUAUGUCAUUUCGAAUAUUUUCACUAAUAAGGAUGAUGUUUCUCAUUUCUAUUGUCCAAAGUUUGAAUCAUUCUAUCCAAAGAAGGAUUACAAAUUGGUUGUUGAGAAGAAUGAAUAUCGUCAAUUAUUGAGCGAGAAUCCACACAUUAUUCCACUUUUCAAAAAACGUGCAUGGAGAGUUUCACUUUUUACAAUGGAAUUUGUAAACUUUGUAAGAGAAUGCAAUCAGAAUGGCAACAAUUAG